CGCUCAAGUUGGCAGCCCUUCCAAAGAGGUUCGCAAGACUCGCGAGCUGUUGUGGUUGUGGUGGUGGAGGAAGGGAGGAAGUCAUUAAAAUACAUACACACAUAUAACUUGUUUGUUUGUGGUGGAUGUUUUUUCUCAACAGGCCCCCUGAAGCAGGCUAACGCUGGUGAACAAUGGGUUUAUGAGCCAUGAAGGAAUGGCACCAUUUUCCGGUAUGUCUAGAAUGAGAAACCCCAAACCUUCUCCUAACAUGUACUACCCUCAAAACGAGGGUCAACCACUGAUGCCUCCAAUGCCGCAAAUGAGGAUGAACCAGCAGCCCAGCUACCUGGACGACAGACAAAUGAACAGCCCUUGUGGCUACCCCAGGAUGCCAAUGGGCGGCACGCCUCCUGAGUUCAAAUCGCCACCAAUGAUGCCCACGAUGACUGAGCCUCCGGGUCCGGCGCCAAAGAAGAAGCGGCGGAAUGCAGCGUCGGCACCGGCAGCGCCUCCACCACCAGUGCCCCCUGUGAUGGACAUCAUGCCGCGCCCGCCAACUGGCUACGGGGACACCAUAGUGGCCUCGAACCCUUUCGAUGACUCGCCCUCACACCCCCUGCCGAUGAUGAUGCCUCCAAUGCGCAAUAUGCCCCCCACAGCACAGCCAUCAAUGUCGUCCCCACUCAUGCCGGGCCCCAUGAGCCCAAUGAUGCGCAGCCCACUUCAGGACAACAUGAUGGGCCCCAACAUGCCUAUGCAGCCCAUGAUGAUGGGUCCCAUGGGGCCACAGCCCAUGCCCCCCAUGCCACAACAGCAGCAACAACAACCGCCGCAGCAGCAGCAGCCCCCAUUUUCACAAAUGGCCCCCAAGCCUAUGCCUGUCACAACUGGAAAGGUUUAUCCACCAGAUCAGCCGAUGGUGUUCAACCCCCAAAAUCCUAACGCGCCCCCUAUUUACCCAUGUGGAAUAUGCCACAAAGAGGUGCACGACAAUGACCAGGCCAUACUUUGUGAGUCAGGUUGCAACUUUUGGUUCCAUAGAAUAUGCACUGGCUUGACAGAGGCGGCAUUUCAAAUGUUAACAGCGGAAGUUUACGCCGAAUGGGUGUGUGACAAAUGUUUGACCAGCAAGAAUAUCCCCCUGGUCAAGUGCAAACCUUAAGAAUAAUAGAUUUAACCAAUUGACUGUUAACCCGCUCUUUACAAUGGGUGGAAUCACAAAAGUGCAAAGGAAGAAAAGCAAUUUUUAUUACUGCCUUUUUAUAUUCUGUAAAAUGUUACAAUAAACAACUAUUUUGAAAAUAUAUAAU
Molecule: messenger RNA, 1292 nt
Organism: Neocloeon triangulifer
Lineage: Eukaryota; Metazoa; Arthropoda; Insecta; Ephemeroptera; Baetidae
Product: protein pygopus-like
Exons: 6
Coding region: 182-1144 (320 amino acids)
Source: RefSeq, a predicted model, not a curated record